GGUUUUCUUCUCGCCAAUGCUGUUUCUUUAGGUCUCAAAGAAUCAUUUUAAUAUGACUGUGUUUACAAGUAUACACUUUUCUUGAAUGCAAACCAUGACAUUUUAUUUAACAGUUUUAUGUGUCGCUGCAUGUAAAAUACAAUAUACGUGCUGCUACAGUUCAGAUUUUUAAAACAAUCACGAGUCUGUUUCAUUUUAAAAUAAUGCACUCCUGAGAGCAAAAAAGAUUUUUCCUGAGGAAGAACACCAAUACUAAACGUGGCUGUCGCUGUGAGAUGGUUUUUACUUUCUUGAAUAUGUAAAAUACAAUACGUGAAAAUGGAUGUGUGUCCUUUUUCCUCCCCUGAAAACUCAGAGAGACCAAUGAAAAAAGGACUAGGCCAAAUCGAUGAAAUGGAAUACAGCCAGAUCUGUGACGGCCAUUAUGGCCCACACUUCAGUCCGAGAGGUGGCGCUACUGCACCGACAAAUGUUUGCCAACAGCAAUAAAACUACAAAAGAAGGAUUUUCGCCCGUCUUUACUUCCGCUUGUUUGGAGCUGCGUGCCUAAGCGAUCAUGACCGCUGUUGUUGUCCGCCGACUAGCUGCCCUCUCUGGGGCUUCGGCGGUGGCACUAGGAGCCUACGGGGCGCACGGUUUUAAACACAGCGAUCCCGACGAUUACCAGAGAGUGCUAUUUGAAACCGCCAACAAAUAUCAUUUCUACCACAGUUUAGCCCUGCUAGGAGCUGCCCACUCCAGCAAACCUGCUGUGGCCGGGACCCUGUUGAUCACCGGUAUGGGAAUGUUCUGCGGAUCGCUCUACCACCAAGCCAUGACGGGGGACCCCGGCCUUCGCAAGGUUGCCCCUGUAGGAGGCAUGGCGAUGAUUGUGGGCUGGCUGGCGCUUAUCCUCUGACCGUCUCCGUACAUACAUGUGUGAUUAUGUUAUAAUGUAUGUACAGUAGGGGUGGGAACCUCUGAGAACGAUGAGCUCACGAUAUGGUGAUACAACAAUUGUAAAUACCCUAAAAUGGAAGACCAAUUGACCAAUAAAUGGCCCAAACCCAGGAAGACUGGCUGUGAAGCAGUGUUGUUUUUGACGGCCCUUUUCAUUUUUGUCUUAGUCAUCUCUCUAAAUGUGUUCGUCUACAUCUAGUUUUUGUUGAUGAGAACUCAAGUCUAAUUUUGUCUUGUUACAGUCAACAUUUACUAAAAAAAAAAAAAAAAUCAUCUGUAAAAUAAAAAAACAAAUACUGCAAAAACAGUUGGAUAAAUGCACUAUUUUGAAUGAACAUCGACAGACGAGCACAUACAGUGUAUUACAAAAGUGAGUACACCCCUCGCAUUUCUGCAGAUAAUUUAAGUAUAUCUUUUCAUGGGACAAGACUGACAAAAUAACACUUUGACACAAUGUUAAGUAGUCUGGGUGCAGCUUAUAUAAUAAAUUCAGUUUCUAAUGGGUGUACUCACUUUUGUUGCCAGGGGUUUAGCUAUUAAUGGCUAUAUUUUGAGAAAAUAAAUGAACUCUACUAUAUAAGCUCCACACAGAUACUUUUCAUUGUGUCAAAGUGUCAUUUUAUCAGUGUUGUCCCAUAAAAGAUAUAUCUGCAGAAAUGUGAGGGGUGUACUCACUUUUGUGAUACACUGUAUUGUAGCGUCCACUAAGACAAGGCCAACUUGUGAUGAUACACACUCAGCGGGAAGACGGUACAUUAUUUUCAAUUCAUUACUAUACUCACCUGGACGCCACAAAGUAUUUGUAAAAAAAAAAAAAAAAAAAGUUGUCCAAGAGUUAAGAGGACGCUCACUGUUACCAUUAGCCUAUUGCUUAUGUGAAUGCUAUGCUAAUGCUACGAGUUACAUUUAGUGUGUAAUGAUCACUCAGCAACAGUGCAUAUUGUCUCUCGCCAAGAAAACGAAUCUUACCCUGUGUCCAAGCCGUCAUGGAGACCAAAACUGGUGAGUCGGGAAGGGGCGGGGCACAUCACGAGUGGCAUAACCAGACACUGCUAAGACGCGGGCUAACUACACAUAAAAUGUCACACAUUGUGAACAUGUGACGGAAACUUGCGCAUUUUGGUCCGGUCAGACGCAAACUGGCAUUCGUCUCAUUAUGUUUUAGUCUCCCGAAACAUGUUUGUCACUCAUUAUUGUCUCGACAUUGUGUGUUCGUUGACGGAAUAUUUUCGUUGUCGUCGUCGUUAACGAAAACGACACUGCUGCGAAGCAUACCAACAACCCCUGGGAUGCCAAGUAUCGCAAAACAUUAUCAUUUAGAUGGAUGUCACGCCCCUAAUGUACAGACAUCAGACAAUGAUUAUAUCUACUUUUGCAAUGAAAAAGAUGGAUUCAAAUCUUUCGUUUAAUCAACUCAAAUCGGUUUUGCGAAUCUCAAUUUCCAACAGACAUAAACAACUGACCCACAGCAAUCACACUGGCCUUGAAAAGUAUUGGCUUCCUUAUUUAUUUAGUUAAUGACGUGUUUAAAUGAGCAUUAUCAGACUUUAAAUGCUCUCAUUUACCCCCCUGGCCUAGUAUAGAUAAGCUGCAUAUGCAUCACCUCCUGUUUUAUGGGCACGUCCGGGCUUAUCGCUAUCGACCAUUUACCCGACGAAAAUGGCGAUCGGGAGCUAUAUCUCUAGCUAAAUAUUGUCUAUUUUGUAAAUAUUGCUUUUUCACAACUAAAGGUAUGUACAGUUUAUAGGCAAAAGACGGUGGGAAACUAUUAUUUGUAAAUCCAAAUGAAUAGCAAAUUAGUCUUAUAACAACAUGUAUUUUCUUCAAAUAGUAGGGAAAGCACAUUCAUAUCAUUUUCUGAAACAUAGCCAUAGAAUUCUCAACAAUGUUGGGCUUCAAGACCACCUGAGAACAAAUGAACCAGCAUGAAGCUUUGAACCAAUUGGCUGCAAGCUGCAUCACUGCUCAAUGUAAUCUCUCACUCUCCUUGGGAGAGAUAGACGGCCUCUGCUGCCACCUACUGUCAACACUUGUGGUACAAACAUAUUGCUACCGUGCCUCAUGCCUCCCAGCAUGCAAUGAGGCACGACAGAUUUAAUAAAGUACAAAGUUCAUGUUCUGUGUAGGGCUGUCAAACGAUUAAAUUUUUUAAUCGAGUUAAUUACAGCUUAAAAAUUGAUUAAUUGCAAUUCAAACCAUCUAUAAAAUAUGCCAUAUUUUUCUGUAAAUUAUUGUUGGAAUGGAAAGACACAAGAUGGAUAUAUACAUUCAACAUACGGUACAUAAGUACUGUAUUUGUUUAUUAUAACAAUAAAAACAAGGUGGCGUUAACAUUAUUAACAUUCUGUUAAAGCGAUCCAUGAAUAGAAAGACAUUUAGUUCUUAAAAGAUUAAUGUUAGUACAAGUUAUAGAAAUUUAUACUAAAACCCCUCUUAAUGGUUUUGUUUUGAUAAAAUUUGUAAAAUUUUCAAUCAAAAAAUAAACUAGUAGCCCAACAUUGUUGAUGUCAAUAAUUACACAAUGCUCAUGGGUGCUUAAGCCCAUAAUAUCAAUUGCACCCAAGCGCCAGCAGAGGGCGACAGAACUCCAAAAUACACAAGUAACGAGUGGACAUUGCACUGUGCUGUCAUUUUAAUCUGUUUGAGCGGGGCAUGUGCGUUAAUUGCGUCAAAUAUUUUAACGUGAUUUAUUCAAAAAAUUAAUUACCGCCCUUUAACGCGAUAAUUUCAACAGCCCUAGUUCUGUGCUAAUUGCUUCUUCUGUUACUCGUCCAGUUUUGUCAUUAGUUGCUAGUUAUGCUAUUUAGAUUAUUGUUAUGUGAUCAUUUUAGUUUCGUUCUAAAACUGUGAGUUUGAGUGACCGUUGAUUUAAUCACCUGCCAUAGUUCGGAUCUGUGUACAUAUUAUAAGUGCAAACCAUUCCUCCCUACCUUGUGAGUGCUACAUCAUCUUUUGGCUAAUAUGAUCCAGAAUGGAAUCAUCAAAUAUUUUUAUUUGUAGCCGUUUGUAUUGCUCAUGAUAUGUUAGGGUGCAUGAGAAUUUUUAUUCAGAUUUGUUUUUGUUUUUUUCGGCAAAGCAAUUUGGCGCCCCCUCCGCCAGAUGGCGCCCUGUGCCGGCCCUGAAGUCACCUUGUGUGUCCUGAGAUUAAAAAAAACUGAAAAAUGUUUACAGAAACAGAUAUUCCAAGUUGAGGAAACAUUUGCACAAUAAACGAGAAACGACAUUUGUUACCCCACCAUUUCGGGAACAUCAAUAAGAACAUUUUGACACUUAUCAAAUGAUCUAUCUGAUUAUGUGUUAUAAUGAUUUGUAGAUGGGCUACACUCGCACCCGAGUGUCACAUCUUUUAACAUCAGAGGCUUGCGUCAUCCAUUCCAUCGCUCUUAGCCAAGAAAGAAUCGGGAGAGGCGGCAGAGACGGGCCCGUCCGCUGACAUGUUGUCUCAGAAUUCGGGCCGUUGUGUGCAAAGAGAGUCAACACCAGUCAGUGUCAUCGAAACACUGUUUGGCAGAGAGGCACAUGCACAUGACCAAAACAGCCUUAGGCGUGCACACGGUUAUGUCAACAAAAGUAUUUUCUUUUUUCAGUAAACAAAAAAGUCAUUCCGUGUUUUAACAGCUCUGUAGGUGUGCAUUUUGUAUGUGUGCUACAUUAUUAGCUAAAAAUAGGGGUCAAGCUCUUUUUUUUUUUUUUUUUUUUUUUUCCAGGCAAAGGAAUAAAUAUCACCUAAGCAGCUUAAAAACAUUGCUGUGCAUGAACGCUCACGCUACCGUGGUCCAAAAUAACCUUAAAUAGACACGCACGCGAUGAUGUUUACCUCCACGCAUGGUCACGCUUUACGCAGUAAUAUUUUUCUCCAGUUAAUGUCCAGGAGUGGAUGUGGCAUGGGGUGGCAACUGGCAUCCUAAAAGACAGGCUUGCCACCCCAAUCGGCACCAAUGUCAGGUUGCUUGUGUUCCUUUUUUAAAGGGGAAAUUUGGCUUCUACAUCUAAACCCUGUUGUGAAUGCAUGAGGUUCACUCAUACACCCACAGCAGGCUCCCCAUGUCGCUGUGCAAGCAUAAUUAACGCCCUAGUUAAGCUCAUCUGCAUUGCUCUUCAAAGGAGAUCAAUGCAAAUAGAUGCGAUUUGGCCACUGGCGCCAAUUAGGCCCAAAAUGUCUGUCUUCUAGCUUUGGAGACUUGGUUACUGUGAGGGUUUCAUCACAGGGGAAGAAAUACAUUUUCUGCAUAAUUCACUUCCAUUUUACUGGUAAAAUCCUAUCGCAGAACUAAUGCCGAAUUCCAGUGCGGCCCUCAGGACAGACUUUUAAGAGUUCUGUGCUGGGUUAGCAGGGCUCAUCAAGAACAGACCCUGUUUUAAGAAAGGUAAUAGUAAAAAUUCUCGCGUGCCGUGGGAAAAAAAUAAUGCUUGAUGGGUCAUCAUUUCGCAAGUGAGCCAAGAUAUUUAUGAGGCCUGACUUGGCCAGCGCAAGUGAACAGCUCCCUCAUUUAACGCAGCACCGAUCGCACGGUGUAAUUGAGGCGAGGGGAUGAGGGGAAGUUUUACAUUUCUAGCCUCGAGGUUCAAGCAAUGCGCUCCCCUAUAUACAUCCAACCUCAGUUAUUUCUUUAAGUGCUGCAUCAGAUCUGUUUGGCUGCACUUUAGCAUUAAUAUCAAAGGAAAUGAAAGCAUUCAGUCGGUAUAGCAAAAGAAAAAAAGAAGCCUAAUUGUUGAACAGGAAUGUUUUGUUGAUAAUCCUGGUAGAAGAAGUUACAUCCAUGAAGAGAUGUGAGGGAGCGAGGCAAAAGGACAAGUCAUUAAGACAUUAUGGCAUCCAAAAGUCACCAGGAAUCAGGCAAAGGAACACAAAAAUGGGAAAAAAAAGUACGUGCCAAUAAUGUUUUUGUUUGUGCGCCAACAUAUUAAUUAUCCCAUUAGUUUUACUAUAAGCUCACCUAUAUUUACAAUGCAAUGCAUGCUGGGAGGCACGUUUCUCGACUGCAGCGUUGACGGCAGGUGGCAGGGAAGUGAGAGAUUACAUUGAGCAGUGAUGUCCAAACAGAACAGCAAUAAAGCUUUGCAACCAAUUGAUUCAAAGCUUCAUGAGGCGAACAGUGUUGGCAAUUUGUUGAAGAAAAUGAUAUGAAUGACAGCAUGAACAAAAUGCAACAAGUCCUAUAAAGUUAAUUUGCUAUUCUUUUAUAUUUAGGAACGAUAGCUUUUUCACAGUGUAUUGGCAAAAUAUGUUAAAAAAAAAUAUGAGGGGGCUCCUAGCUACACGCUCGUCUAGGCCAGUGCUCCCCAACCACUGGGCCGGGGUCUGUGGCGCAUAUGCUACUGGGCUGCACAGAAAUAGUAAUUUAUUAAUGACAGCAUUUUGAUCUGUGCCGCUUGACACAACAAUCUGCCCACCUACUCUAUUGACUAGUCUUAGUAGAGAUGUAUGCACAUUGCCCUCUAGUGGUGGCCGCUCUUUCUGGGGUGUUUCCACAUCACAGUAGCAGCUAGCGUCAGUCAAUGUAAACGGUAACAUUAGCUGCCUGAUGCUAGCUGUGUGCUGUGGGCAUAGGACACGCUAGCGAAGAUUGGACAGAUUUU
This is a messenger RNA of Corythoichthys intestinalis (scribbled pipefish), 6519 nucleotides long. It is a transcript of the gene tmem256, whose product is annotated as transmembrane protein 256. NCBI's taxonomy places the organism in Eukaryota, Metazoa, Chordata, Actinopteri, Syngnathiformes, Syngnathidae. The record is from RefSeq and is a predicted model, not a curated record. Gene Ontology annotation, cellular component: membrane. The transcript is spliced from 4 exons. Bases 557 to 898 code for a protein of 113 amino acids.